This is a messenger RNA of Micropterus salmoides (largemouth bass), 2396 nucleotides long. RefSeq names its product B-cell receptor CD22-like. Lineage: Eukaryota; Metazoa; Chordata; Actinopteri; Centrarchiformes; Centrarchidae. The transcript has 8 exons. Bases 151 to 1512 code for a protein of 453 amino acids. The record is from RefSeq and is a predicted model, not a curated record.
UAUUACAACAGUGAGGUUAGCAGGUUUGUUGCAGUUCUGCUAAAAUUGACCACUUGCCUCAUUUCACUCCAAACUCAUCACACUCAUCAACAGACAACAAUUUCUUAUUAACUUUCUAGCUGUGGGCUCGUUUGGUUUCUGUCUGUAAAUAUGGUGACAAGCAGCAUGUUACUGAGUGUCCUCUUUGUUUCAGGUGUUUGGGCUGCUUGUUCUGAGCCAGCAGCCCUCUUCAUCACUGCACCACAGAUCAUGGAAGCACUGAGUGGAUCUUGUUUGCAAAUCCCAUGUAACUUUAGAGCUAAAUCAGAACAAGAGUUUGACAGCACAAGAGAAACCUUCGGAGUGUGGAUUAAAAGUGACUCCAGGUUUGCCAAUUAUCCUGACAAUGUGAUUUUCAACAGUAGCAGGACAGUUAACACCUAUCCAAUGAGGAUUACUGGAAACCUGAGUCAGAAAAACUGCACCACUCUGUUUUCCAGUUUAAAUACAAGUUAUACAAACACAUACUUCUUCAGAACUGAGAACAAACCAUUCAUGGCAACAGCAUCUUGUGAUCCUCUUCAAAUAACAGUUAAAGAUUCUCCUCCGAGCCCCAGAAUUGAGAUCCCAGCUGAUCUGAAGGAGAAGCAGUCUGUCACUAUAACCUGCUCAGCUUCCACUCCCUGUCCACAGUCCCCUCCUAAACUCACCUGGAACCUCCAACAAGACUCUCACAGCAACACAGAGGAAAACACAGAUCGAACCUUUACAACUAAAAUCCAGGAGACCAUCACUCUGUCAGACCAACAUGAUGGAUACAACAUCACCUGUUCAGCCAGAUAUCCUGUGAAUGAAGGAAAAGAUGUCAAGACAGCAGAGGAGAGAAAGACUCUCAGUGUUUCAUAUGCUCCUAAAAACCCCUCAGUGUCCAUCAGUCCAUCAGGUUUGGUGUCAGCAGGUAGCUGGGUGAACCUGACCUGCUCCAGCAGAGCCAAGCCUCCCAUCAGCUGCUUCACGUGGUUCAAGAGCAGCACAGAUGGACCCAAGAACAUAUCUGUAGGAGAGGUUUACAGCUUCAAGGUGACCAAUGUCACUGAUGGAGUUUAUUACUGUGUGGCCACUAAUGAUCUCGGUAAUGAAACAUCAUCAGAGAUCCAUCUGACAAUUGAAGGAGCAAAACAGCCUGGUAGCUCUUUACCAUGGGGGGCAGUUGUUGGAGGGAUCGUUGGGGUCAUUGUACUCAUCUGUGUGGUUGUAGCCGUUUGGUGUUUAAAGUCAAAACAUCCAACUUCACAACAGACACAGAGCCCAACAGCUGAAGAACCAGCCAGAGGAACAGAAAAUGAAGACAUUCAUUAUGGAGAGAUCGACUUCUCCAAGCUGAGACCUGAACCGUCCUCUGACUCAGCGCAGGACAGAGGACAGCAGCAGGAUACUCUGUAUGCACAGGUCAAAGUGUCCCAGCCAGCAAAUAGCUUAACACAGACUGCUGACGGCCCAGAGGAUCUCUACGCUCAAGUGAAGAAAAAAUGAAUGUAUAGAUAGACGUGUAUUUUAUUUAACAAAUAUGGUUGUAUUAUCAUUAUUGUUACAAGGAAAUGUUUGUGUGGCGUCUAGUAUGUUUUUAUUAGUAUUUAUGGUUUUUACAGAUCUCAAAAUGGAAUGGAAAGCGGAAACAGCAUUUUUUAACCCAACAUAGGAAGGAAUAAGACACUACCUCGUGGCCUAAAGAUACUAUCCCAUUCCCAAGUUUUAAUUACCUUUGUGGCCAUGAGAUAAGUGUAUAUAAAAAGCAAACAGUGCCUGCUCCAGCUGCCACCUAGCACUCCUCGGGUGAUAGCUAUGGACAUUUGAUUAACCUUUAUUUUAACUUAGGGGUGAGUUAUGCAGGAAAUGUGUGCAACAGACCAGCAAAUCAGUUUAGCCAUUGUAAUACAAAAGCAAAUUUUGAGACUAAACAUCAAGCCCGGCUGGUUGUUCUAAAGCUGGUAAAUACCACAUGACCUGACUUUCUGCAACACAGAAAAACAAGCAGAUCUCGUCUUUCCUGCUCAAAUUUUGAGUAUUUUUGUUAUGUUGCUCCACUGCAAGCCUGUUUCCCUAUUUUUCUUUAUAUGGAAUACAUUAAGUUUCAAUAAAUUAUAAUACAUAUAUAUAUAUAUAUAUAUAUAUAUAUAUUAUAUAUAUGUAUGUAUACAUAUAUAUAUAUAUAACAUAAUAUAUACAUUAGGUUACAUAUAUAAAUACAAUAAUGGUGAGAAAGAGACACCAUAGUGCCAGAUAAAAAUAUUAUCUUUUUGAUGACAUGUUUUCUUCACUUCAGUCACUUGUGUUUGGGUUGUUACAUCUUUCACAUGAAAUACUGUAUUCUGUUGUACUUACUGUGUGCAGUCACAAUAAAUCAGUCUAUCAAUCAA